Molecule: messenger RNA, 1132 nt
Organism: Nymphaea colorata (pocket water lily)
Lineage: Eukaryota; Viridiplantae; Streptophyta; Magnoliopsida; Nymphaeales; Nymphaeaceae
Product: heavy metal-associated isoprenylated plant protein 30-like
Exons: 3
Coding region: 184-690 (168 amino acids)
Molecular function (GO): metal ion binding
Source: RefSeq, a predicted model, not a curated record
GUGAAUAGAAAGAACUAGUUUUAGAAGCGGAAGGAAGCGAUGCCGUGAGAGAAGAAGAAUAUCUUAUAUCACCUGCCUCUUUCUCUCUCUCUCUCUCCAACCUUCUUCCUUCUGAUCUUCUUCUUGUGCAAGUCUCGCAUUUGUGAGAUCGUUUUGUAUAUAAGGAAGCAGUGGGGGAGUGCGAUGGCUACACUGAUAGAGAGAACGUUGGACUCUUUGCUUUCUACACUUGAUUCCUCACUCUUUCGGCACCGGAGCUACAGCAUGACUAAGUCGCGACCUCUUUCCCUUCAGACGGUGGAGCUGAGGGUGAGGAUGUGCUGCGAGGGAUGCGAAAGAAUAGUAAGAAACGCAUUAAUGAAACUUAGAGGGGUCGAUAGCGUGGAGGUGGAUCUGCCGCUGGAGAAGGUGACGGUGACGGGGUACGUGGACCGGACCAAGGUGCUGAAGACGGUGAGGAGGAGCGGGAAGAAGGCGGAGUUCUGGCCCAACCCCAACCUGCCGCUCUUCUUCACCGGGGAGGCCCACUACUUCUACGACGACAAGGCCUACAGGGAGACCUACAACUAUUGGCGUCACGGCUACAACGACGGCGACCGGCAGGGACUCGUCCACUCCGUCUACCGCCCCGACGACAAGGUCAGCACCAUGUUCUGCGACGACAACGUCAACGCCUGCUCCGUCAUGUGAGCAGCUCGGCGUGCCCUUUUCAAUUUCUCGGGUUCUGCGCCUCCCUCAGCCUGCCUUUCAGCCGCCGCCGCCCCCCUGGUUCGGCCAGUGAUCCCAAAGAGAACCGUAACCGCACCUAUUCUCCUGCUUUGUCUUUCAUGGUUGCAGAAAAGGAAAAGAAAAAAAGUGAAAUGGUCUUGUUGAAUAUGUGUUAAAUCAAUGUCUCGGUGCUCGACGGCUUCAUCUUUUGAAAUUAAAAAGGAAAGUCUUUUUAGGAGAGUGGUGAUUUUGUUUAUUUGGUAGGAUCUCAGUGCUUGUCUACUACAUGAAUAUGUGGAAAUAUAUCUUGUUGUUUCGUUGUUGUUUUAUUCGUCUUCUUCUCGUGGAACUUACCUUCUGGUGUUGUCUGAACGGCGGUUUAUGAGGGACAUGAUUGAUCAGAGAGGAAAGCAUGCAUUUUCUA